Molecule: messenger RNA, 2313 nt
Organism: Knipowitschia caucasica
Lineage: Eukaryota; Metazoa; Chordata; Actinopteri; Gobiiformes; Gobiidae
Source: the annotation of a GenBank genome assembly
AUGACAGAAGCAUCCCAUGGUUCCGUCGUGAGCUGCACCGACUCGGAAUCGGACGUGGGGCCAGUAGAAGCACAACGCAGCACCGCAGACACCCCGGUGCUGGAGGCCGCUGCCCCCUGUGUAGUGCCUUUGGGGGCAGAGAACGCAUCCAGUGACGACGCCCCUCUAACAACGCCCAGAGCCUUCAUCCCGGCCAGUGACAGCUUCAUCAACAGUCUGGUUUCUGAUCGCGACAAACCGGCUGAAGCUCAACCCUCCAUUUUAGAAGUGUCACAAGAGGACGCCGCUGCCCCCACGCCCGCCCCGGUGCUUCUGACCCCGGAUGAUGCGUUCCGGGACAAUCCCUGGAGCAACGUGGACCUGGAAGGGGCAGAAGCGGCGCGCAGUGCUCAGGCGGCAGGGCGCGCGGCGGACGGCGACACGAGCGCGUUGACUUUAGACAAUCCUCAAAGAACGGGAGAAGAAGAGGCGCCGGUGUGGGCCUGGAUCUCUGGUGGAGGCUGUGAUGUGGACUUGGAGUCUAAAGUCAGCUGGCUCAGUCCCACAGGUGUCCUCACCAGCUCUUUGUCUCUCACUCCCGUCCAAUCUGCCGCCUGGAGUGACGAACGUGAACGCAGAGACGUCACCAGCAGAAAACCCUUGGAGAGAAGCCAUUCUGUGUGGGUGCGCAAAGGAACUCUGCGCUGGUGGAGGGACUGGAAGCCUCAGCGCUGGGUCGACGUGACUGUGGCUUUGGAGCAGUCCACAAAGUCAGACGGAAAGAAAGACAGCAUUUUUUUUGUUUACUACACACAGUACGACGAGAAAAAGUACCUUCAAGUCCUCAUCAGUGAAAUCACAGCACUGGUCCCAGUUAUCAGAGACUGCUACUACGCCUUCGCCGUGUACACUGCCCAAAGAACCAAGCAGCGGUGGCCUUUGGUCCUCGCUGCUCAAACGGAGAAGGACCUGAUGGACUGGUUGUCGCUGUUGUCCGACUGUUGCUGUGAAUGUCGAGGGAUCUGCGGGCCGCCUUCUCGACACGCGCUGUGGUCCACCACCUCAAAGGGGGACGUGAUGGUUCAUGAGCCGUCCUUCACGCUAGAAUCUCCCGCCACCGCGUUCUCAUGUGAUCUCAUGUUCUGGAGGCAGGUCCCGGGACACCUGCGCUUGGUGGAGUCCAACAGUCUGGGGCUGGUGUGGGGCAUCGGGUGGGACGGCACUGCCUGGGUCUACCGUUUUCCGGGAGACCCAGCUGAGACGCAGCAGCAGACCGAUGUCCGUAAUGUGUACGUGUAUGAAAACCAGAGAUGGAACCCCAUGACGGGAUACACAGACAAGGGACUUCCUACAGAUCGCCCGAUGUGGAGUGAUGAAAGUGGGCUUAAGGAAUACACUAAAAAUACAACUCACCCUCCCACCCCUCAGUGGUCCUGGAUUUCAGAAUGGGCUGUAGAUUACAAUCUCCCUGGUGGCACAGACAAAGAUGGGUGGCAAUAUGCAGCUGACUUUCCUGUGACUUUCCAUGGGCACAAAACGUUGAAAGACUUUGUCAGGAGAAGAAGAUGGAUAAGAAAGUGUAAGAUCACCCUUGCAGCACCAUGGCAACAGGUCCCGCCCAUCCCACUGAGUGACAUCUGCCUGAUGCCCUGUCUGGCUCAGAGUAAGAUGGUGCAUGUGCCUGUGUGGGCCAUCAGCGAGAAGGGGGACGUCCUGUGCCGAUUGGGAGUGAGCCCUCAGAACCCUGCGGGAACCUCCUGGCUGCACGUCGGCACUGAUCAGCCGUUUAAGUCUGUGUCUAUUGGAGGAGCCAACCAGGUGUGGGCUAUCGCUAAGGAUGGCUCUGUGUUCUACAGGGGAUCAGUGUCACCUCAGAACCCUGCGGGAGAAUGUUGGUACCACAUACCAUCUCCUCAGAGACAAGCGCUUAAACAACUUUCAGUGGGACGUACAUCAGUGUUCGCUGUAGAUGAAAACAGCAACUUGUGGCACAGACAGGGCCUGACCCCGAGUUAUCCCCAGGGCUCAGCCUGGGAGCUCAUCUCCAACAACGUUACUAAAGUCACUGUGGGCCCUCUGGACCAGGUGUGGACCAUAGCAGAGGGAGUGCCAGGAUUUCCUUUGGAGUCUCCUGGAGCCAUAUGUCACAGAGUCGGAGUUGGACCAAUGCAGCCGAGAGGCCAUUCUUGGGACUUUGGCAUCGGGGGUGGAUGGGAACACAUUAGUGUUCGAGGAAACUCAGCAGAGGCCCCCCGGACCACCCUGCCCUCUCCUCGCAGCCCAGCCCCUCAGCGCCUCUCCAGUCUGGACAAUGGCUCUCCUGUGAGCGUGUGA